AGCGCCGCUAUUGAUUUCGAUCAUCCUGAUGUAUGCAGGGAUUUUCUUGUUGGAUUCUGUCUUGCGGAAGCAUUUCGAAACACAAAAAACGACCUUGGGUUCUGUCCAUUCCCUAUUCAUGACGAAGCUUUGAAGAAACGCUAUCAGGAAAGCAACCGCUUCGGUCGGCUUGGUUAUGAGGAGAAAUAUUUUGAAAGGCUCAAUCGUAUGCACAAUGAAGUUAGAAGAAAAAUUGAGAAGAACGAAGCUCGACUGGUUCACACAAGAGCUGACACUCACGUUUCGGCGGAAGUUUAUGAUAAGAAAAAGAAAGACUUGAUCGAAAAGCGGGAAAUGCUGGGCAGACGCAUUGAAGGUCUAAUGGAGGAGGCCGAGAUCGAAGGUGCACAAGGUAAUGUUGCUGCCGCGCAGACUGCCGUGCAAAAAGCAGAUGAGCUUACUAAAGAGCGCGAAGCGCUACACAAGGAGGAAGAGGUUUUGGAAGUUGAAAGGCAAAGAGCGAUUGUUAUGGAAGACCAGUUAACAGCUGGGAAUAAACAAAUGCAAGUGUGCCAGGUUUGCGGUUGUUUUAUGCUCACAAAUGAUGCCCAAAGCCGUAUCGAUGAUCACCUGAGUGGGAAGCUGCACAUCGCCUAUACAAGAAUCAAGGAGCAAAUCGACUUGAUGGUCAAAGCCAAGGAAGAAAAAAGAAUUCAAUUAGAGAAAGAAAGAGGGAAAGACAAAGAUGAUAAGACGGAGAGAAAACGUGAUGACCGCGACAGAGAUCGCGAACGGGAUAGAGAUCGUAAGGAGCGAGAAACACGAAGGGACCGUAGCCGAGAUAGAGACAGAAAGAGGUGGGUCAAAGAUGUAAGGCGUAGUUUCCACUGUAACCGCUCUCACUCAUACCCAGAAGCUUUUAGUUCCCGCCGCUCGCGAAGUCGCGAUCGUGAUGGAAGGGAUCGACGUGGCGAUGAUCGACGAGGAUCUGAUCGACGGGAUCGCCGCGAAAGAAGCCGGUCACGUGAGCGAAGGGGUCAUUGGACUGAGCACUCACAUAAAACGGAGAAGAGCUCGAUCUGGUAUUUGCACUUUAUUCCUUUUUAG
This is a messenger RNA of Ostertagia ostertagi, 1086 nucleotides long. Lineage: Eukaryota; Metazoa; Nematoda; Chromadorea; Rhabditida; Trichostrongylidae. The record is from the annotation of a GenBank genome assembly.